AUGGCACGCUUCAAAGCCAAUUCCAACCAGUUCCAGCAUGAUGAGGGGCUUCACUUCAAUAUGAUGCCCACGAACCACUCGCAUCGAAACUACGCUCAUAUAUCCGUUCAAUCAGACACGAAGAGCGCUGCAUAUGAAGAUACUGCCUUCAUACCCAGAAACUUACCGCUUCGCACUACGCUGAAAUCACAAAAAAGUUCAAAUGACGUGCAAUCCUAUAUUUCGUAUCCAGGCCAAUAUGAUGCCAACGAUCAUAUUUCAGAGCCUUUGGUUGUUAUCUCUGAUCCUCGAAAAGGGCAUUACCGCUUCUCGCGAUACAUUCCACGAACGCUGCUGAAUAUAUUUGGCCCAAUAUUCAUUCUGACAUUCUAUCUGUUCAUCGUCGAAUUCUACCUCAACAAACCAUCUGUCAAUGGUGUUAUGCCAAUUCGACCCAUAGAUUCACAAAUUGUUUUCUACGCGUGGUGGCUCAUCAACAUUUUUAUCCUCGACUGGGCAAAGUCAGGAAUCACCGGCUUCGAAGCUGCCGCUCUGAUGAACCCUUCCAUAGCUCCUAAGAGUGCUCGGCAGCUCAUGUGGCACACCGACCGCGCUUGGGGCUCAUUGACCGGUUGGGCAAAGGCCGUGAUCACAACAAGCCGCUACCUCUUCCAUAAGGCUACGCAAGGGGGACCAUCCGAAUGGACCGGUCCAUCUGCUCUAUGGUUUCACUUGGCACUCAGUAGCCUGCUUCUUUACAUCGCCAUCCCUUUGUCAGGUCUUUCUUUAGAGCAAGAAAGCGCAUUGAGAAAUGGGAGCAGACGCGUCGAGAUAACAGGAGUCAACCAGACUACAUUUGAUCUCAGGUCAGCAAACGCAUUAGCUGAGCAGAUUGCCGGGAGCUGGCGACGAGGCUGGACUACGACACCUGAUGGCGCUUCAAUCCUGUACGCCCCUGAUGGGACUCCAGAAGUGAGCGACACCUAUUUUGAGGACAGCAUUCAAGACCAAUGGUCAUAUAGAAGCGUUACAGGAGGCAAGUUUCUCUCAAACACGAGCCGCACAGACGGAUUGAUGGCUUUGGCAACUGGCUCUAGUCAAACACUGGGAGUGAGCUACAAGUAUGUCUUAGCAACCAACGACGACAUUGAAGGGAUACGUAGAGAUUAUUCAGAUUUGAUCGCCAAUUUAUCUAGCACCAACAAGCCUCCAUAUUCACGUGUUGCGGAGGUUGUGAUAUGGCAAGCGUAUGACACCAGCCAGGGGAACUUCAAGCCGGGAAACUUCCCUGAUCAGACAUUCAAUGAUCUCGCUACUCACCCGAUGGUAGUGAACGCAACCGCAUCUGACAACCUAACCUAUGCCGGCUUCGCCAUAAGUUGCUCGACAUUGUCAGAAGUCGGCCACGCUGCCCUCUCGGCCACGACCAACACCUUUUCCGACUUUGUCCCCCAGCCGUCCACUCCUGAUAGAGGCAUAAGGUUUCCGGGUCUCAUCGUGGCAUAUCCUGGCGUCACAACAAUGACAUCGCUCGCCUUUGCUGCGAUGGGCAAUAUUAAUAUGGGUUAUCUGCAAAAUUCGAGCUGUGAUGAGAAUUUCUCGACCGUUUGCAGCCCUUGGGCCGCUGCCAACGCAGCCACCCGUGGUGUUCCCAUCCUGAGCGAAACUACCAAGAAUUUUCAACUGCCUACCAUUUCGCCAGAAAGAAUGACCCUGGCCAUGUACAAGCUUCUUGGACAAUCAUGGGCACCGGGCCUGGAAACUGGACGUGUUGUGACUCAGGAGCCGACACAUCGCCAGAUUUGGGCAUCUUUGGACUCGAGUGCAGAGUGGAGGGACGCAGUUCACGAACUGGAUGGAAUUGACCUUGUUUCUCCUGAAAAUGCGCGCGUUCUGGACUAUGUGCCUGGCAUGAUUGGGGAUAUGAACCCAAGUGGCAAGGGAGCUGUAGGGUUCGUGGGGUUAAGUCGGCGGAAAUUGUCGACAUCACAAAACAAGGCUUAUACUUAUAACUGA
Messenger RNA from Clonostachys rhizophaga, 1995 nucleotides. The record is from the annotation of a GenBank genome assembly. NCBI's taxonomy places the organism in Eukaryota, Fungi, Ascomycota, Sordariomycetes, Hypocreales, Bionectriaceae.